Messenger RNA from Phascolarctos cinereus (koala), 4506 nucleotides. Lineage: Eukaryota; Metazoa; Chordata; Mammalia; Diprotodontia; Phascolarctidae. The record is from RefSeq and is a predicted model, not a curated record.
GCCCCGCGGGAGGGAAAGGCAGGCAGGCCGGCGGGCAAGCGAGCGGACCGAGUACGCCAGGUAGUGCCCGCGCUGCGUCGCCCGCCCUCCUUUGCUCGCCCCGCCUGCCUUAGCCCAGCUCGGGAGGGCGGAAGGACUGAGGCUACAAUGAGGAGCUUACUGCCCGCAGGGAGAGACUGAGGAGGCUGGAUUUACUGCGAGAAGGGUGGGAGGAAGCCCUAGGAAUGAACCGGGACGGACACCCCGGCGGGAGUCUGUGAGCAGCGGAGCGGGCGUCCCAGCAGCUUGAGGUUUUGAGGCCACAGAACAUUUGUACAUGAGGAGGACCUAAGCCCAGAGAUGGAAUUUUGGUUUGUGUUGGUCUUCUUGGGGAUUUUCUCGAUGUCUGAUUCUGCCCGAGGCCCUCCCAGGAUCUCCGACCGUGUGGCCCCCAGGCAGUCGGCAAGGCUGGGAAGGACCAUCAAACUCCUGUGCCCUGUGGAAGGGGACCCGCCGCCCCUCACCAUGUGGACUAAGGACGGACGCACCAUCCAUAGCGGCUGGGCCCGUUUUCGGGUCCUCCCCCAGGGCCUGAAGAUCAAGGAAGUGGAACGAGGGGAUGCUGGCACCUAUGUGUGCAAGGCCACCAAUGGCUUUGGCAGCCUGAGUGUCAAUUACACGCUCAUUGUGAUGGGUAAGGAAACUGAGGCCCAGGCAGAUGAUGUCACUAUGGGGAAGGAGAACCCAGGACCCGAAGGCUCCAAUGGUGACCAGGAAGAUGCAUCUGGCAAACAGUGGGCCCGACCUCGAUUCACCCAGCCCUCUAAGAUGCGGCGGAGGGUGAUUGCCCGACCCGUGGGCAGCUCUGUACGGCUCAAGUGCGUGGCCAGUGGCCAUCCACGGCCAGACAUCAUGUGGCUGAAGGAUGACAAGACCUUGACACCCCAGGAGGUUGGCGAGCACAAGAAGAAGAAAUGGACACUCAACCUGAAGAACCUGAAGCCAGAGGACAGUGGAAAGUACACAUGCCGCGUCUUUAACCGUGCUGGCGAGAUCAAUGCCACCUACAAAGUGGAAGUCAUCCAGCGGACCCGCUCCAAGCCCAUCCUGACGGGCACCCACCCAGUGAACACUACCGUGGACUUCGGCGGGACGACGUCCUUCCAGUGCAAGGUGCGCAGUGACGUGAAGCCGGUGAUUCAGUGGCUCAAGCGGGUCGAGUACGGCACGGAGAGCAAGUACAACUCCACCAUUGACGUUGGCGGCCAGAAGUUUGUGGUGCUCCCCACCGGGGACGUGUGGUCCCGGCCCGACGGCUCCUACCUCAACAAGCUGAUGAUCACCCGGGCCCGGCAGGAGGAUGCGGGCAUGUACAUCUGCCUCGGAGCCAACACCAUGGGCUACAGUUUCCGGAGUGCCUUCCUCACCGUGCUGCCAGACCCCAAGCCCCCCAGCGGCCCUGCAGCUCCCUCAUCAACCAGCAGUCUGCCGUGGCCAGUGGUGAUUGGCAUCCCAGCCGGCGCAGUCUUCAUCUUGGGCACCGUGUUGCUGUGGCUGUGUCAGACCAAGAAGAAGCCGUGUUCCCCGCCCCCAGCAGCGCCAGGCCACCGGCCACCCCCUCGGGACCGGGCUGGCUUGGCUGCCAUGCCUGACAAGGACUGCCUGACCUCAGGGCACUACGAGGAUUAUGGGGUGGGGGGUCAGCCCCAGCUGCCCCCCCCAGCACAGCAGCACCUGCUGGGCCAAGGCCCAGCCCCCACCACCAAGCUGUACCCUAAGCUCUAUACAGACAUCCACACCCACACGCAUACCCACUCCCACUCCCACGUGGAAGGCAAAGUUCACCAGCACAUACAUUACCAGUGCUAGGUGGCGACGGCCAAGGAGGUGGGUAUUCGAUAUCCUGGCUCUACGUGGCGGCAGGUGGGUCAGCGAGGCCCCUUUGCGGGGGGGCACCCCUGCCGGGACCCAUACCGACCCCUCAUGGGGCAGGAGGUACAGAGAGACAGAGCCACAGAGAUGUGGGAGGAUGCCGAGUGAGCUACAGAGUGGACAGAGACUGAUGCAAAUGCAACUUCCAGGACAGAUCUAGAGACACAAAGAGCUACAGAAACAGACAUAGACGGAGCCUCAGAAAGAGAGAAUCUAUAUAAAGAGUUCUAUUUUUUUUUUUGUGACAUUGCAGUGAAUCUAUAGUGAUGGAAUAAUGAAGGAAUCGUCCUCCCCCCUGCCCCUGCUCUUGCUCCAAGGCAAUCAUCCUUGAUUGAUGCUUUAAUUGCCUCCACCCCAUCUCAAACCCCUCUCCCUGGCCCCUGAAGUGGUAGGUGCUUUGUCAGUGGGUUCCUGGCUUUAAAGAAACAAAAGAUGCCCCUCAUCCCUUCAUCCCCACCUUGUUCCACGCCCAGACUUGUGGAGAGAGAAGGAAGGGAUUUGAUCUCCUGCAUGGAGCAAUGUGCCCAGCCCUGUGCUGAGGCCAGAUAGGGAGGAGAGGAAAGGCUUGUUCGACUUCCAGCAGGCCAACUCUGGCCUGGUGCCUUGGGGGGUGUGGGGGGAAGAGUCCUGGGAAAGGCCAUUGAGCUGUGGACUCUCUGCUAGCCCCCAACAUGGCGCCAUCAUCCAUUGGGCUCUCCAGACUUCCCCUUCCCCUCUCCCCCCGCCAUCCCCUUUGCUAUUUAUAUUUAUGAAAUUAAGAAAAUAAUAAUAAUAUUAAUAAUAAUAAUAAAAAGGAGAGCCUUCCCAAGAGUGGGCAAAGGCCCUCCAGGGUCAGCAGCACUGACUUCAGUGCAUCCCUUGUGGAAUGGCCAUCUAUCCUAGAGAUCGCUCCAGCUGAUGACUGUAACCCUGGGUUGCCCAUUCUAGAGCCAAGGCUGAGCCCUUGAGAGGGACACAGGGCCCACUUAACCACCUCUUCUCCGUUGGCCGUAGCUGGGCGUUAAUGUAAAGGAAACACCCUCUUCAGCCUAGAGAGUAUCUAAGCAGGGGCCAUGUGUGUUUAAUUUAUUUUGUUUAACGUGGUCAAACGAAGUAUGUGCUUUUUGUACAAGCAGGUUUUUCUGUCUGUCCAUCUGCCAGGCUAGAAGGGCAGGCCUGUUUGUGUGUCUGCCACUCCUGGGAGCCCAGGGUUGCUGCAAUCUCAGAGUGAGCACGGUUCCAGCAGGUGGGAACUUAACUAGGUUCAUCCCCUCUGAAGCCUGGAUCCUUGGGGAAUGACGGGGAAGCAGAGUCCAGGCCAGGACAGAGGAUCUGAACCUGGCCAAAGGCCUUGCUUCCUCAUCCUUCCCCUUUCCCCGCCUCAAACAAACAAACAAAAGUCAGGCAAAUUUGGAUUUGGAAAAUUUACAUGACUUUGUGAUUCUUCAAAAACAAAGAAGUUGUUCUCCCUUCCUCUCCCUCCCCUAGUCCUGAAGGAGACAUGUUGCCAAUUUUUCCAGGACAGGGAGGAGUGAGGGGUUGAUUGGGAGUGGGCUGGGCUUAGCCACUAGCUCAUGGGUUUGAGGGCCCAGACAACAUGGGCAAAGCCUCCCAAGGGGGAUGCUACUGAAGUCAAGGCGGGGACUCUGCCAUCUACCAGGAUCCCAGUGCUAGAUCCCAUCUCCCACCAAGGCUAGAGUCCAGACCCCAAAGAAAGAGAAGGCUUCUUCCUCCCCCCCCCUUUCUGAGCCAUGCUGCUACUUUCCCCCAACACCUUCUCAUCUGUCUACUUAUUUGCUCCUCAGAACACCCCAUGUGAUGUUGGUAUUAAUCUCCCCAUUUUGCAGGCAAGGCAGCUGAGGUACAGAGAGGGACUGAGGUCAUAUAGCCUGCUUUUUGCAGGAACUUGCGAGCCAGGCCUCACAGUCCAGGCUUUUCCCACAAUAUCAAAAAAUGUAUAAGACAGAAAAGUAGAUGUGACCUCGGAUCAUUCUGAUCAUGCCACUGUUUCCUCUUGAUUUCAGCCUCCCACCCCCCACCCCUCACUGCCCUGCCCCAGGCCUUAGGAUGGUACUACUAAAACUGUCUUAGGCGUCUGAACCCUUGAAAAGAGACAAGUUUGGCAGGUAGGAGAUUGAGGUCGGAGGGGAGGGUUGAGAUCGUAUGAAAUGGGGGAGAGGAGGGCCUGUGUUUUUUUUUUUAAUCCGAAAUAUUUCAAGAGAAGAGAAUGUAUCAGGAGGCAUAAGCAGGCGAGGGGGUAUCCAGGAAGCCCUCCCCAUAGCUGCUAACAGCUCAGGCAGGUAUUGCUUGCCCUUAGUACAGGCCAUGAGAGGAGCCCACAGGAUGCAGAGAACUUUGUCUGACCAUCAGCUACCCUUAGCCUCCAUUGGCCAAUCUGUUGCACCCUAAACAUGAAGUUAAAAUGGUGAGUUUGUAUGUAUGUAUGUGUGUGUGAAUGCGUGUAUAUGUGUGUGUGUGUGUGUCUAUGUGUCUGUGUGUUUGUGUCCAUGUCCGUGUGUAAGCCCCACCAUCCGUGUUGAGACAAUCGUGUACAGUUGGCCCCUUCCUGUUCGAUGAAAGCUUUAUUGAACAUUUAUCAAUAAAUGCGUGAAGCUA